AUGUUCCCUCUCGUCGGCCGCCCUUUCCCACGUCAGACAGCGUUCCUCGUCGCCCGCGCUUUCCCUCAUCACCCUCGCCUACCUUCUGGUCGCAUAUCGUUUCCAUCCGCUCUUCCCCCCUCCCCAUCUCACCAACUCCAGAGGGAGAGGAACAGAUGGGGAGGAACAGAGAUGGUCGCCAACGCCACCCCAAUCGAACAGCGUUUUGAACCCCCAUCCCCUACCCUGCUUCCCCCCAUCCCCUUCCCUGCACCCCCCCACCCUCUUCCCUGUUUCCCCGUAUCCCAUUCCCUGCCUCCCCUCAUCCCCUUCCCUGCCUCCCCCCAUCCCCUUCCCUGCUUCCCCCCAUCCUCUUCCCUGCUUCACCCCAUCCCCUCCCCUGCUUCCCCCCAUCCCCUUCCCUGCUUCCCCCCAUCCCCUUCCCUACCUCCCCCCAUCCCCUUCCCUGCAUCCCCCCAUCCUCCUCCCUGUUUCCCCGUAUCCCCUCCCCUGCUUCCCCCCAUCCUCUUCCCUGCUUCACCCCAUCCCCUCCCCUGCUUCCCCCCAUCCCCUCCCCUGCUUCCCCCCAUCCCCUCCCCUGCUUCCCCCCAUCCCCUCCCCUGCUUCCACUCAUCCCCUCCCCUGCUUCCCCCCAUCCCCUUCCCUGCCUCCCCCCAUCCCCUUCCCUGCCUCCCCCCAUCCCCUUCCCUGCCUCCCCCCGUCCCCUUCCCUGCUGUGGACUUACAUGUGCCAUUUGCGGGGAAAGAGGGCACGUAA
Closterium sp. Naga37s-1 is the source of this 756-nucleotide messenger RNA. The record is from the annotation of a GenBank genome assembly. NCBI's taxonomy places the organism in Eukaryota, Viridiplantae, Streptophyta, Zygnematophyceae, Desmidiales, Closteriaceae.